Musa acuminata subsp. malaccensis (wild Malaysian banana) is the source of this 2055-nucleotide messenger RNA. Its product is annotated as probable magnesium transporter NIPA8. The record is from RefSeq and is a predicted model, not a curated record. Gene Ontology annotation, molecular function: magnesium ion transmembrane transporter activity. Gene Ontology annotation, cellular component: membrane. Gene Ontology annotation, biological process: magnesium ion transport. NCBI's taxonomy places the organism in Eukaryota, Viridiplantae, Streptophyta, Magnoliopsida, Zingiberales, Musaceae.
UGUUAUUUUUGUGACGUUCGACUACCGGGGGAAAGCGAUCGGUGAUCUGCGCCCCUAAUUUUGCAGAUCUUCUCGCCUUUUCCUCGUCCUCCUCCGUCGCAAGAAAAGUUUCAAGGGUUCAUCUUCUUCUCCUGUUCGUCUCGAAUCGAUCGGUUCGUUCUUCUUGGGCCUCGGCUACGGCCGGAGGGGGAUUCCGCGACCAUUCCCGCGAGAUCUGGUGCUCGUGAUCGUAUCUUGAGCUGGAAGAUUACGUGACAGCAAAUAAGGAGUGCAGAACUUGAUUCAAUCAUUUCUACUGUAUAAAGAGUUUGCAUAUGCACUAUGGGCUUUGCCUACAGUUCGAGAAGACCUGAACGCCAAUGACUAAAACAAUGAUGUGCAAGAGUCGAUCUUCAAAAAAGUCUUGAACUGAUUUAUCUCGCUAUAGAAGAGCUCCUCAUCAUCAUUGAUCCAUGGGGGAGUGGAUUAUUGGAGCAUUUAUUAAUAUAAUUGGGAGUAUUACUAUAAACUUUGGGACUAACCUUCUAAAAUUGGGUCAUGAUCAGCGAGAGAAGCAUUAUAUGCCUAGCUGUGAUGGAACCAAUAGCAAAGUUAAUGUGAAAUCAAUUAUACAUUUCCAGACCUGGAGAAUUGGCAUUCUUUUGUUUGUUUUCGGGAACUGCCUCAACUUUGUUUCCUUUGCAUAUGCUGCACAGUCACUUCUUGCAGCAUUGGGAUCAAUUCAGUUCAUAUCUAAUAUUGCAUUUGCUUACUUUGUGCUCAGUAAGACAGUGUCAGUCAAGGUCAUGGUAGCAACAACUUUUAUUGUUUUUGGCAACAUUUUCUUAGUGUCUUUUGGAAACCACCAGUCACCUGUAUAUACACCAGAGGAGUUGAUUGCAAAAUACAGCAGCAUGGUUUUUCUUCUCUAUUGCUUGACUUUGUUAUUGAUAGUUGGUGUUAACCAGUACUUUUACAGGACAGGAGAAGCAUAUCUUUCAGUUUCUGAUCCAGUGAGUUCCUAUUGGCGGACUUUGCUUCCAUUUUCUUAUGCCACUGUUUCUGGUGCUGUGGGUUCUUGCUCAGUGUUAUUUGCAAAAUCCUUAUCUAAUAUGCUAAGACUGACCAUGAGCAGCAACUAUCAGUUCCAUAGCUGGUUUACAUAUUGUAUGCUGUUGUUGUUCUUUAGCACGGCAGGAUUUUGGGUAAUGAUGUCAACAAAGCCCCAAGUAAACUGUACCUUGAGACUUCCUUACUCUGAGAUGUCUGAUAUAGCUUUUCUUAAAUUCCAGAUGGCAAGACUGAAUGAAGGGUUGUCUCUUUUCGAUGCAAUCCUCAUUGUUCCCAUGUUUCAGAUUGCAUGGACCUUCUUCUCUAUCUUUACAGGAUUUGUGUAUUUUCAAGAAUAUCAAGUAUUUAACACAUUAAGAAUAACUAUGUUUGUAGUGGGGAUGACAUUUGUAUUUAUUGGCAUUUCUUUAUUAGCACCUGAUGAUUCUAAAGGAAGUGAAACAAAGGAUUCUUCUUUGCCUUCUUCAGCUCAAGACCUUCCAACUGAUAUGAACAGGGGCGCCAUGCUACUACCAUUAGAAGAUCCUGAAAUAAGUGAUGUGAGGUCACUUGCACAAGCAGUGCUUACUAAAGUGAAGUUUAUUCUGUUGAAGGCAAAGGCUGCUGGUUCUCUCUCACUCGGUCUUGGUGAGGAGUCAAUUAGCGCAUCUUCGGUACUUGUAAUGCCUAUGGUGUCUUCAAGAACAACAGGUUUCAGAGGAACUAAUUAUGAUCGAGCAAAGUUCAUUCCUCUUAGAAACACAGAAUGGGGUAAACUUUCAAUAGAUGAUAACGAUCCAGAAACGAGGGACACGAGGACUUUGCUGCCUUAAUUUUGCCGGUGUGGGGGGACCGGUGGAAGCGAAUCUUGUUGUUCCUUGAAAUGUUUCUUUCAUUAUCUCCUUGUAACAUGAAUGUAUAGAUAUAUUAAUCUUCCCCCUUUUAACUGUCUAGUGUGUAACGAGAAUGAUCUGUGGUCGGAUACUGUUUCAAAAUGUGUUGUGCCCAAUUUGGCAUUCAGAUUCA